UACUGAUAGGCAGUCGCAAUGCCGCCUGGUUCUCGCUCUCCUCUUUCGGAUGAUCGCUCACGGAGAAGAAAGGGAAGAUCCAAUAGCUCGGACUCUGGGGACAGAAGGCGCCGACAUGGUGGGAAAAGUAGCAGGAGGCAGACAAGACAUUCUUCCAGUUCCGGCAGUGAGGAGAGUCCCAGGAGGAGACGCAGGGAAGGCCGCGGCCGGUCUAGGUCAGAGUCUAGGGAGAGGAAGAAGCAUGGAAAAAAACAGAAGAGCAGAGAUCGAGAGCGCAAAAGUCGGAGAAAGCACAGAUCUCCAUCUGACUCUGAUGACUCCAGUUCUGGGGCUCGCAGCAAAGAGAGGAGGGGGAGGAGAGCUAGGUCUAGGUGUUCAGUGUCCUCUGUCACAUCCCCGUCACCGGCACGAUCACAAAGCCCUGGGGAAAAAGAGGGAGCUCUAAGCAUCCAAGAACGUUUAAAGCAAAAGGAAGAGCAAAAGAAGAAAAGGGAGAUGAUAAAAGCCAUGGAGACUCCAGAAGAAAAGAGAGCCAGGCGCUUAAACAAGAAAGAGGCCAAAGAGAGGAAGACAAGAGAGAAGAUGGGUUGGGGUGAAGAGUAUAUGGGAUACACAAAUACAGACAACCCAUUUGGUGAUAAUAACCUGCUUGGCACUUUCAUCUGGAGCAAGGCACUGGAGAAAAAAGGAAUCAGCCAUCUUGGAGAGAAAUCCCUAAAGGACAGAAAUAAGCAGAUUCAGGAAGACAACCGCUUGGAGCUUCAGAAGGUGAAACAGCUGCGUUUGGAACGUGAACGUGAGAAGGCUAUGAGGGAACAGGAGCUUGAGAUGCUGCAGCGAGAGAAAGAAGCAGAGCAUUUCAAGACUUGGGAAGAGCAAGAGGACAACUUCCAUCUUCAGCAGGCCAAGCUAAGGUCCAAAAUACGCAUCCGGGAUGGUCGAGCUAAACCCAUAGAUCUGUUGGCAAAGUACAUCAGCGCUGAGGAUGAUGAUCUAGCAGUCGAAAUGCAUGAGCCUUACACAUUCCUCACAGGGCUCACUGUUUCUGACUUGGAUGACUUGUUGGAAGAUAUUCAGAUUUACAUGGAGCUGGAGCAAGGAAAGAAUGUAGACUUUUGGAGGGAUAUGACCAUCAUCACAGAGGAUGAAAUUGCUAAGCUGCGAAAGCUUGAGACUUCUGGGAAGGGCCCAGGAGACCGACGUGAAGGAGUGAAUGCCUCUGUUACCACAGAUGUACAGUCUGUGUUUAAAGGGAAGACCUACAACCAAUUACAAAUUAUUUUUCAAGGAAUUGAAAGUAAAAUUAAGGCAGGGGGACCCAACCUGGACAUUGGAUACUGGGAAAGUCUUCUGCAGCAACUGCGUGCUUACAUGGCCAGAGCAAGGCUGCGGGAGCGGCACCAGGAUGUGCUUCGCCAGAAACUAUUCAAGUUAAAGCAGGAGCAAGGUGUAGAGAGUGAGCCGCUGUUCCCUAUCAUAAAGCAGGAGCCAGAUUCUCCUGCUAACAGAAGAGACCAGCAGGAACCUGCAUUAGAGCAGCCUAGCACAUCAGCAUCUGCAGGUACUGAGGAGUCUGGGAACGCACCAGACACUGAAGGAAAAGAGGAAGGUGGUGAAUCUGUUCUGCUGGAGGAAGAUCUCAUCCAACAGAGCCUCAAUGACUACGAUGCUGGAAAAUACAGCCCCAAGCUGCUAACCAAUCAGGAACUUCCAAUUGACGCACAUGUAGUUGACUUUGAAGAGGAUCAGCAGAGACUUGUGCUUUGUAGGCAGCAGCUGCAAGUGACAGGAGAUGCUCUUGAAAGCCCUGAAGACAUAUUUAUCCGGAAGGCAAAGGAGGGUAUGGAUGGAGAUGAAGCUCAGUUCAGUGUGGAGUUUCCCAUGGCUAGUAAAGCAUACUUAUGGGCGGAUAAGUAUAGACCUCGAAAACCUCGUUUUUUCAAUCGUGUUCACACCGGAUUUGAGUGGAACAAGUACAAUCAGACUCACUAUGAUUUUGACAACCCUCCACCAAAAAUUGUUCAGGGCUACAAGUUUAACAUUUUUUAUCCAGAUCUAAUUGACAAGAGGUCUACACCAGAGUAUUUCCUAGAGGCGUGCCAGGAUAACAAAGACUUUGCCAUCUUAAGGUUCCAUGCUGGUCCUCCUUAUGAAGAUAUUGCCUUUAAGAUUGUCAAUCGUGAGUGGGAGUAUUCUCAUCGCCAUGGUUUCCGCUGUCAGUUCUCCAAUGGGAUCUUCCAGUUAUGGUUCCACUUUAAACGAUAUCGCUACAGAAGAUGAUUUACCGUGGCAGAUAAAAUUGGAAACAGUAGACUUCUUAAGCAGAAUAUUUUAUAUGUUAAUAUAUUUUGUUGCUAUUUUUAAUAUUCUGAUUUCUGCUACCUCACUUGGUUAAUGAAACAGAAAAUCCAGAUGUCUCCUGACAGAAUGGUGUUUUUAUAUUCCUUUGAUCUACGACUGGAUUUCUUUAGGACUGUGGCCAUCUGCUUUUUUUCUGUUAGACUGUAAUAUAAGAACUAAACUAUUGAUUUUUUUAAAAAAAACCCAAAACAAAUAAAGAUGGAAUUUAAAUGUG
This is a messenger RNA of Bombina bombina (fire-bellied toad), 2575 nucleotides long. It is a transcript of the gene CACTIN, whose product is annotated as cactin, spliceosome C complex subunit. The transcript is spliced from 10 exons. Gene Ontology annotation, biological process: negative regulation of innate immune response; mRNA cis splicing, via spliceosome. Lineage: Eukaryota; Metazoa; Chordata; Amphibia; Anura; Bombinatoridae. Gene Ontology annotation, molecular function: protein binding. Gene Ontology annotation, cellular component: spliceosomal complex; cytoplasm. The coding region runs from base 19 to 2280 and encodes 753 amino acids. The record is from RefSeq and is a predicted model, not a curated record.